CCUCUUCCUCUAGCCGCAUCUCCAGUGAAGCCACAGCUCUCCACUCUCGGUCUGACCCGCGUCUCGAUCGGCGCUGCACAGAAAGAAUGGCGACCAAGGUGGUGGACCUCCGCUCCGACACGGUGACCAAGCCCUCGGAGGCCAUGCGCGCCGCCAUGGCCGCGGCGGACGUGGAGGACGACAUCCUGGGCUCGGACCCGACCGCGCGCCGCUUCGAGGCGGAGAUGGCCCGGAUCAUGGGCAAGGAGGCCGCGCUGUUCGUGCCGUCGGGCACCAUGGCCAACCUCAUAUCCGUCCUCGCGCACUGCGACACGAGGGGCAGCGAGGCCAUCCUCGGCGACAACUCACACAUCCACGUCUACGAGCACGGCGGCAUCUCCACCCUCGGCGGCGUCCACCCCAGGAUCGUCGCCAACAACGCCGACGGCACCAUGGACAUCGACAAGAUCGUUGCCGCCAUCAGGAGUCCGGAUGGGUCACUGUACUAUCCCACCACCAGGCUCAUCUGCUUGGAGAACACACAGGGAAAUUGCGGCGGGAAGUGUCUUUCUGUAGAAUACACCGAUAAGGUUGGUGAAGUUGCUAAAACCCACGGCUUGAAGCUUCAUAUCGACGGAGCUCGUAUUUUCAAUGCCUCCGCAGCGCUUGGGGUUCCUGUUGAUAGACUUGUGAGAGCUGCUGAUUCGGUUUCGGUAGGCCUAGCGAAAGGGAUAGGUGCUCCUGUUGGAUCAGUUAUUGUUGGUUCCAAGGCCUUCAUACACAAGGCUACAAUUCUUAGGAAGACACUAGGUGGUGGGAUAAGGCAGGUAGGAAUUCUUUGUGCUGCUGCCGAAGUUGCAGUCCGCGACACCGUCGGCAAGCUUGCGGACGAUCAUAGGAAGGCUAAAGUCUUAGCAGAUGGGCUGAAGAAAAUCGAACACUUUACAGUUGAUUUAGCUUCAGUGGAGACCAAUUUGGUGUUCUUUGAUAUGGCGGAUGCACGCAUAUCACCUGCCAAACUGUGUCAAGUCCUGGAACAGCGCAAUGUGCUUGCAACGCCAAUAGGCUCCAAGAGUGCCUGUGUAUAUUUAUGCUUCGUAUAUAACUUCAUUUUGAACUCCCCCAAUCUACAGCGUCAGACUUGCGGUACACUACCAAAUUUCAGAUGGUGACGUCCAGUAUACUUUGACAUGCAUCGAGGAAGCCGUGAAGGAAAUACUGACUGGCGAUGCGAAAUUGGAGCAUCUGACGAACAGCGCUGCCACGAAUUCAGAAGGGCGCUAGUAGCUAGCUUAGCUAGGCCACUUCCCUUUGCCGCCCACCUUACGUAUCCAUCGGUGCUGCUGUAUCCAGCUUGUUUGUGAUCGUGGCCGGCAUUGGCAGUGGUAACAACUUCCAAGAAUAUCUAUUGCCUUUUUAUGCAUGCGAUGUGCGUGUGAUUAUGUUGCGGAGCUUGCGACUAGGGAUAGUAACGAUGUAUAUUGGAUAAUUGCUUGCACCAUUCAUUAUGCCUGUUGCCAAUCUUUAUCGUUUCUGCCAGUAUUGUUUAUUUUUGAAACAAAGGCAAAAGUUUUG
Molecule: messenger RNA, 1554 nt
Organism: Triticum dicoccoides
Lineage: Eukaryota; Viridiplantae; Streptophyta; Magnoliopsida; Poales; Poaceae
Product: probable low-specificity L-threonine aldolase 2
Exons: 9
Coding region: 87-1151 (354 amino acids)
Biological process (GO): L-threonine catabolic process; glycine biosynthetic process
Cellular component (GO): cytosol
Molecular function (GO): L-allo-threonine aldolase activity
Source: RefSeq, a predicted model, not a curated record